UCAGCGGCUCGGCAGUCCCGCCUCCUGCCGGGAAGCCCCGCCUCCCGUGAAUCAGCUGAUCUCUCGGACCGGCCGGGCUGCCAAUCUCGCGCCAGGAGCAGACGCGGUGCUGCCGGCGGAUCGUCAGGAUUAUUUGGUGAUGGAGUGCUCCCCCUGACCGAUGGACUCAAAAAAGAGAAGCUCAACAGAGGCAGAAGGAUCCAAAGAAAGAGGCCUGGUCUGUAUCUGGCAGGCAGGAUCCCAUUCCCUAACACCAGAGAGAUUGCCAGGUUGGGGAGGAAAGACCGUUCUACAAGCAGCCCUUGGAGUGAAACACGGAGUUCUGCUGACUGAAGAUGGUGAAGUCUACAGCUUUGGGGAACUCCCCUGGAGAAGUGAACCAGCAGAGAUCUGUACAGGCAAGCCCAUUCUAGAAAAUGCCCUGGCUGGGCAACACGUCAUCACUGUGGCCACAGGGAGUUUCCACACUGGAGCAGUGACAGAAAGCGGUGUCGUGUACAUGUGGGGGGAUAACUCCGCAGGCCAGUGUGCGGUGGCCGACCAGCGCUACGUUCCAGAGCCGAGUCCCAUUAGUAUUUCCGACUCUGAGACCAGUCCUCUGUUAGCUGUCAGGAUUUUGCAGUUGGCCUGUGGUGAGGAGCACACUCUGGCAUUGUCACUCAGCAGAGAGAUUUGGGCAUGGGGUACCGGCUGUCAGUUGGGGCUCAUUACCAGUACCUUCCCAGUGACAAAACCACAAAAGGUCGAACAUCUUGCCGGCAGAGUAGUGCUGCAAGUUGCCUGUGGUGCGUUCCACAGCUUAGCUCUUGUCCAGUGCCUCCCUUCUCAGGAUCGGAAGCCAGUCCCAGAGAGAUGCAACCAGUGCAGCCAGCUCUUAAUUACCAUGACUGACAAAGAAGACCAUGUGAUUAUAUCUGACAGUCACUGUUGCCCACUGGGUAUAACUCUGUCAGAAUCUCAGGCGGAAAACCAGGCCAGCACUGGCAUCAGCCCCUCCGCUGACACCCUUUCAAGUCAGGGAGAAGUGUUUGACAACACGCUUGUAGAUGACCAGCCUGUUGCUGCUGACCGGAAGGUUGAAAAUGGUCAGACGACAAGCAGUGAUGCCAUUUUCUCCCAACAAGACAUCAAGGGAGCAACUGAAAUUCCUUCAGCCCGAAAUACACCAUCGCACCUUGACACUCAGACAGUCACUGAAGGUGCACAGAAACCGUCCAGUCAGUCCGUAAGAGAGAACACAGAGAAGGAAGAAAAGUCAGUGUCAUCACAGCCUCUUGUGGAAGAAGUGAUUCCUGGUCUUCACAGCCCACCAACCACAGCCACCUCAGCCCUAAACAGCCUCGUUGUCUCCUGUGCGUCUGCUGUUGGUGUGAGAGUGGCUGCUACCUACGAAGCUGGGGCCUUGUCUCUAAAGAAAGUUAUGAACUUUUACAGUCCUGCCCCUGGCGACCUGGGAGCUCAGGUAGGCAGUGCUCCCAUAGGCCCAGAAGGUCUGAAAGAUAGCAGAGAAGAGCAGGUAAAGCAGGAGUCAAUGCAAGGGAAGAAAAGUUCAAGUCUUAUGGACAUCAGAGAAGAAGAAUCAGAGGGAGGCAGCCGAAGACUCUCCCUCCCGGGGUUAUUGUCACAAGUUUCCCCCAGACUCUUAAGAAAAGCUGCUCGGGUGAGAACACGAACGGUGGUUCUGACCCCCACGUACAGCGGAGAGGCAGAUGCGCUCCUGCCCUCCCUGAGAACAGAGGUGUGGACCUGGGGGAGAGGGAAGGAAGGACAGCUGGGCCACGGCGAUGUUCUGCACAGGCUUCAGCCACUGUGUGUGAAAUGUCUAGAUGGUAAAGAAGUUAUCCAUCUGGAAGCAGGUGCUUACCAUUCUCUAGCACUGACUGCAAAGUCCCAGGUUUACUCGUGGGGUAACAAUACCUUUGGUCAGCUUGGCCACUCUGAUUGUCCAACAACAGUUCCUCGUCUUGCAAAGGUAAAUGGUGAAAAUGGAUUCUGGAGUGUAGCUGCAGGCCAGGACUAUUCUGUGUUUUUAGUGGAUACAGAAGACUUUCAGCCUGGACUAUAUUACAGUGGCAGACAGGAUUCUACAGAAGGAGACAACUUUCCAGAUACUCACAGUGGUAUUAAGACUCCAGUGCUUCUCUCCUGUAGUAAGCUGGGGUAUAUAAGCAGAGUGACUGCAGGAAAAGACAACUAUCUAGCCUUGAUGGACAAAAACAUUAUGGGAUACAUUGCCAGCCUCCAUGAGCUAGCUACUACAGAAAGACGGUUCUACUCAAAACUAAGCGAUAUCAAAUCGCAGCUUCUCAGGCCUCUUCUCAGUUUGGAGAAUUUGGGCACUGCAAAUACAGUCCAGUUGUUGCAGGAAGUGGCGAGCCGAUUCAGCAAGUUGUGCUACUUAAUUGGUCAGCACGGGGCCUCACUGAGCAGCUUCCUUCAGGGACUAAAGGAAGCGAGGAGUUUGGUCAUUCUGAAGCAUGCAAGUCUCUUCUUGGAUAGUUAUACAGAGUAUUGCACAUCUAUUACAAAUUUCCUUGUGAUGGGAGGGUUCCAGCUUCUUGCUAAACCUGCCAUUGAUUUUCUCAAUAAAAACCAGGAACUAUUGCAAGGCUUAUCAGAAGUGAAUGAUGAAAAUACCCAGUUGAUGGAAAUACUGAAUACAUUGUUUUUCUUGCCAAUCAGACGACUUCACGGUUACGCUAAGGUCUUGUUGAAGCUUGCUACAUGCUUUGAAGUGACAUCCCCAGAAUACCAGAAGCUGCAGGAUUCCAGCGCUUGUUAUGAGUCUCUUGCUCUCCAUCUUGGCAGGAAAAGGAAGGAAGCAGAAUACACGCUGGGCUUUUGGAAGACCUUUCCUGGAAAAAUGACGGACUCUUUGAGGAAGCCAGAGCGCCGGCUACUCUGUGAGAGCAGUAACCGAGCCUUAUCUCUGCAGCAUGCUGGGAGGUUCUCUGUGAACUGGUUCAUCCUUUUUAAUGAUGCCCUUGUCCAUGCCCAGUUCUCCACACACCAUGUCUUCCCUUUGGCCACUCUGUGGGCAGAACCUCUUUCUGAAGAAGCUGGCGGUGUGAAUGGAUUAAAGAUAACCACACCUGAGGAGCAGUUCAUUCUUAUUUCAUCAACACCCCAGGAGAAGACUAAAUGGCUACGGGCUAUAAGCCAAGCUGUGGAUCAAGCUUUGAGGGGAACUUCUGACCUUCCACCUUUUGGAAGUAGCAGCAGUAUCCAGAGGCAGGAGCCUCCCAUCUCUCGCAGUGCCAAAUACACUUUCUACAAGGAUCCUCGCCUGAAGGAUGCGACCUAUGAUGGGCGCUGGCUCUCUGGGAAGCCACAUGGCAGAGGCAUUUUGAAAUGGCCAGAUGGAAAGAUGUAUUCCGGCAUGUUCAGGAAUGGCUUGGAAGAUGGGUAUGGAGAAUACAAAAUCCCAAACAAAGCACUGAAUAAAGAGGACCAUUAUGUGGGCCAUUGGAAAGAAGGGAAGAUGUGUGGCCAAGGAGUCUAUAGAGAUCAAGCUCUUAUCUUAUUUUUUAUGCUCUCUUUAUUUUCUGUCCUAUGUUUUUGCAGGGGAGAAAAGUACAUGGGAAUGUGGCAAGAUGAUGUCUGUCAGGGGAAUGGUGUGGUCGUUACCCAAUUUGGGUUAUACUAUGAAGGCAACUUUCACCUCAAUAAAAUGAUGGGAAAUGGAGUUUUGCUCUCUGAAGACGAUACUAUCUAUGAAGGAGAAUUUUCAGAUGAUUGGACUCUGACUGGAAAGGGAACAUUGACUAUGCCCAAUGGAGAUUAUAUUGAAGGAUAUUUUAGUGGAGAAUGGGGAUCUGGAAUAAAAGUCACUGGUAGCUACUUCAAACCUACUCUUUAUGAGAGUGACAAAGAUAAAUCCAAAGUUUUCAGGAAACUUGGAAACCUGGCAGUGCCAGCUGAUGAGAAGUGGAAAGCAGUGUUUGAUGAGUGCUGGCGUCAGCUGGGCUGUGAGAAUGCAGGCCAAGGAGAAGUCUGGAAAGCAUGGGACAGUAUUGCUGUGGCCCUGACCACCAACCGGCGCCAGCACAAAGACAGUCCAGAGAUACUGAGUCGUUCACAGACUCAGACACUAGAGAGCUUGGAGUACAUCCCUAAGCAUGUUGGUGCCUUCUCUGUGGAGAAAUACGAUGAUAUCAAGAAAUAUUUAAUAAAGGCCUGUGACACUCCGAUGCACCCCCUGGGCAGGCUCAUGGAGACACUGGUCGCAGUGUAUAGAAUGACAUAUGUGGGCGUGGGAGCCAACCGCAGGUUAUUACAAGAGGCUGUGAAGGAGAUUAAGUCCUACCUUAAACGCAUGUUCCAGCUGGUGAGGUUCUUAUUUCCAGAGCUUCCUGAAGAGGGCAGCACAAUUCCUCUCUCUGCUCCCCUGCCAACUGAAAGGAAGUCCUUCUGUAGUGUGAAGUCAGACUCCAGAUCUGAGUCACCGGAGCCUGGCUACGUGGUCACAAGUUCCGGGUUACUGCUUCCUGUGCUCCUACCUCGCCUCUACCCACCGCUGUUCAUGCUUUAUGCCCUGGAUAAUGAUCGCGAGGAAGACGUCUACUGGGAAUGUGUCCUGCGACUGAAUAAGCAGCCAGAUACUGCCCUGCUUGGCUUUCUUGGGGUCCAGAGGAAAUUUUGGCCAGUGACCUUGUCAAUCCUUGGCGAGAGUAAAAAGGUCUUGCCAACCACAAAAGAUGCCUGUUUUGCCUCUGCCAUUGAGUGUCUACAGCAAAUCAGCACGACAUUUACUCCAUCAGACAAACUUAAAGUCAUCCAGCAGACCUUUGAAGAGAUCUCUCAGAGUGUCCUGGCAUCCCUUCAGGAAGACUUCUUGUGGUCCAUGGAUGACCUGUUCCCUGUUUUCUUAUAUGUGGUGCUGCGGGCCAGGAUUAGGAACCUGGGCUCUGAGGUGUACCUCAUUGAGGAUCUGAUGGACCCAUAUCUUCAGCAUGGGGAACAGGGUAUAAUGUUCACCACCUUGAAGAAUCCUCAAGUCAAAAAGAGCAAAAAUACUUCUGACGAGGAAAAUAGACCCUUCUUGCCAGUUUGUAAACUAGAAAAUUGCAAUAAUUAAGGCAUGUUACUACCAGAUCCAACGCGAGAAGCUUAACUAGGCUACGUAAAAGCUUGGCAACAGGAUUAUCUGUAGAGUGUCACAGCACCAUCUGGCAUCUUGCUGUAGCGGUGUUGAAAAUAGAACGUGUUAUUUUGACUGUGAUUCUGAGCCUUAUUAAUGAGUAGAGCCCUGAACCCAAGGGGGGGGGGGGGGACUCAUUCAAAGGGGAGGAUGAAAAAGGACAGAAGUCAAAGUAGGCCAGUCUUUGGCCUAUGUUAAGUUCCUAAAAUAUCACACAUCAACUGUGUGUGUUGGGGGGGGGGGGGGGACCUGCUCCUUCCUACACUAAAGAAUAUUCCAGCUACAGGAAAUUCUAAGACAAGUCCUCAGUGGCACUUCUUCCCAUAAAGAAGGUGAUGAGUCCAUUUGGAAUCUCUGUUUUGCCUGCAGUACCCAGCCCUCCCGGCAAGGAGCAGACUACUUCCUAGAUCUCUUGCAUCGCUGUGUGUCAUGCAUCUUUGCUGUGUGUGAGGGGGAGGGGAGGCUUUCAAACUGCAGUUUUAACUUUUUCUAGACUUUUCCACCAAGGUAUUCAUGAUGGGAGAAGUUCUCUCUAGUGACUCCCUCACCCAGUCCCCAAUAAGGAACACAUCCAAACAGGAAUCUCCUGCCUUGUGACUGGACUAAAAGAGCAUAGGAAUUUUGUCCUUGGUUUUCUACAAGGCUCUAGGGUUAAUACACUGGAAUUCAGACACAGACUCUCAGCUGCUGUGGAGCCUCCUCCGCCCAUGUGCAAAUGCUCUUUCUCAUGGCCUAUAAAGAGCUCUGCAUGGAGUCUGCGUUUGGAAUGGCAAUGAAGAUGGAACUACUGCAGCCAAGAACUACACCACCCCCAGCCUAGUGCUGUAGCUCUGCACUGUGUCUCGCACUGAAUUCAGAGGGGAAGGAAAAGGAAAGGAGCUUUGGCUUCCCCCAUCUCCAGAGUAUUGUGACACCUCACCAUUUUAGUGUUUUGGUUUUUUUCCUUUAAAAAAAAAUUGUCCUGUCAUAAGUGGUUGGUUUACGUUGUACACAUAACACUAGUAGCUAUUUUAAAUAACCUGGUGCUGUUCCUCAUCUCAUCUACACACCCCGGUGAGCAUGUGGACUACACUUCUCAUGUGCGUCAACAUCAGCAGGCGGUGGUCACUUUUGAAACAGAAUCAUGGUUUCUGCUCUAUACUUUAUAAUCAAGACAAGUGUUGAUUAAAAAAUAAAUGUACUGUUUUGGAAUGUUGGCUGGAAUGUGACAGCAAUUUUCAUAAUAAAAUGCACUCACCUUUA
Molecule: messenger RNA, 6382 nt
Organism: Erinaceus europaeus (western European hedgehog)
Lineage: Eukaryota; Metazoa; Chordata; Mammalia; Eulipotyphla; Erinaceidae
Gene: ALS2
Product: alsin Rho guanine nucleotide exchange factor ALS2
Exons: 35
Coding region: 161-5077 (1638 amino acids)
Molecular function (GO): guanyl-nucleotide exchange factor activity
Source: RefSeq, a predicted model, not a curated record